UGGCGACCAGGCGCGCGGGCUGCUGCCACCCUAUUUAAACAGAGGCUAUGAGACCAGGAGGAGCAACGGAGGUCCACCGAGAUCACUCAGGAGGCAGAGAGACGGGGGACGGGGGAGGAGGAGGGGGAGGAGGAGGAAGAAGAAAGGGGAGAAGGAGAAGAAGAUGCUCUUGGCGCCCCCGCCACCAUCGCAGCAUCAGGGAUAAGUCGCGGGAGAGUUGUAGUUGAGUUGCAAAACAUCCCCCCCCCCUUUUUAAAAAAGAAAAAGCAACACAUUCCCUACUAGGCAUCAAGACGAGAGGGGGAGAGAGAGAGAAAAGACGAGGCGCUCCUUGUUGUUGGAUCCAUACAAACUUUGCAGGGCUUGCUUGGUUUUUUUUUCCCCUGGCGCGUGCUCUUCUUGCAUCUUUGGGUACGUAGUUCCCGUGCAGAAGGCAUUCAGGAGUGCUUUCCCACCCCUCUCCGAGUUCUUUUUUUUAUUUUGCAUCGCAACCAUGCCGUCCUUUUUCUUCCUCGGCUGCUUUUCUUGCAGUCUGAUGGCUUGGCUGCUCCUCGCCGGCGGCAGCAGCAGCCUCCCUGGCGUGGAGGAGGAGGAGGAGAAAGCGCUGCGGGUGCUGGUGCUUCUCCCCAAGGACAACGCGUACCUGUUUUCUCUGGCGCGGGUCAAACCGGCUGUCGAGUACGCUGUGCGGCGCCUGGAGGCGAACGGGACGCUCCUGCCGGCGGGCUACAAGUUCCGGCUCUUCUACAACGACUCGGAUUGCGGCAACGGGGCGUUGUUCAGCCUGGUGGAUAUGGUCGCCUUGAGCGGCCAGUGGCCGGACCUGCUGCUGGGCCCCGUGUGCGAGUACGCGGCCGCGCCCGUGGCGCGCCUGGCCUCGCACUGGAACCUGCCCAUGAUCUCGGCCGGCGCCUUGGCCGCGGGCUUCGGCACCAAGACGGGCGAGUACUCGCACCUGACCCGGGUGUCGCCGGGCUACGCCAAGAUGGGCGAGAUGUUCCUGGCGCUCUUCCGCCACCACAACUGGAACCGGGUGCUGCUGGUCUACCACGAAGACAAGGAGCAGCGCAGCUGCUUCUUCGCCGCCGAGGGCGUCCAUGUGGUCUUCCGCGACGCGGGCUUCCACAUGGACGACUUCGCCUUCGACGAGAGCGGCAAGUACGCCGAGGACGUGGUGCGCGCCAUCCAGGGCGGCGAGAAAGUUGUGAUCAUGUGUGCCAGCAGUGACGCAAUAAGGAACAUCAUGUUGGCUGCACACCGGCAAGGAAUGACCAAUGGAGACUAUGCUUUCUUCAGUAUUGAACUCUUCAAUAGUUCAUCAUAUGGUAAUGGCUCAUGGAAGAGAGGAGACAAAUACGACCUUGAAGCAAAGCAAGCGUACUCAUCCCUCCAGACAGUCACACUACUGAGGACAGUGAAACCUGAAUUUGAGAAGUUUGCCAUGGAGGUGAAGAGUUCUGUACAGAAACAAGGAAUCCAUGAUGAUGAUUACGUUAACAUGUUUGUGGAAGGAUUCCAUGAUGCUAUUAUCCUCUAUGUUCUGGCUUUACGGGAAGUUUUGAAGAAUGGCUUCACUAAGAAAGAUGGAGAAAAGAUUGUCCAUCAGACAUGGAAUAGGACAUAUGAAGGCAUUGCAGGGCCAGUAUCCAUAGAUGCCAAUGGAGAAAGAUACGGAGAUUUUUCUGUGAUUGCAAUGACUGAUCCAGAAACUGGAAUGCAGCAGGUUAUAUGGAACUAUUAUGGAAAGCAUGGACGGCUUGAAAUGCUUCCAAAUGUAAAUUACCCCUGGAAACUCAAAGCAAGAACAGAUGACAGCCGAGGUUUGGAACACCCAAGCAACACACCCUGCAAAUCAUCAGGUGGUCUAGGAGAGUCAGCAGUUACAGGAAUUGUUGUGGGUGCCUUGCUAGGAGCAGGAUUGCUGAUGGCUUUCUACUUUUUCAGAAAAAAAUACAAAAUAACUAUUGAGAGGCGAAGUCAACUGGAAGAAUACAACAUCGGCAAGCACUGGCAAUUACGAGAGGACUCUAUAAGGUCUCACUUUUCUGCUGCAUGAAGUAAGGAGAAACAAACUGUUUUGUGUGUGUGGAGGAAAUCUGUAGACAAAUGGACACUACCAAAGACAGCAACAGAAAAGAAGAAGCUUAUUAAGGACUCAGCAUUUUAAAAGUAGAGUAACUCUGUCUUAAUUUUUUUCAGAAACUCAGGAAUGAUUUACUAGCCACAUUAUUCCACGUGGCCUUUUUAUCUUGUGGGAAAGAAAGUGACAAAAGAACGAGUGUGUUUUCCCCCACUGCCAAGAUGGUUUUGACACUUGGUGUGUAUCCAAGACAAGUCGCUCUGGUCAGCCAUUUUGUUUCUUGGAAAUGCAAAGGUUCAUUCAGUGGACCUUCGUUAGCUGUACCUCAUACCAGAUUAUAAAAGGAAUGUGGUUUCAGAGACACAGGUGCUGCUUUUUAGUAUUGUUCAGCAUUGAAUAGUGGAGAUUAGAAUUGAGCAAAGGAAGUGUGAGGUAGUACAAAACAAUACAAUUUAUGGGAAAGGAGCAGAAGCGUCUUUAUAGAACAGAAGAAAUCCCAAGACAGUGGAAAGAUAGUAUUUGGUUCUAAGGACCUACUUACACAACAAAUUAGUUUGGGAUAUCAUUCCAAUAGCAUUCCCUGUGAAAGGAUUCCUUUUGCAAAUAUGUUGUAUAUUGGUCUAAACAGGACAACUGCUUGCCUGUGUUCCUGGGGAUGUUUGGGUUUAAGAGAGCUUCCAUUUACAUGGCAUUUUUGUUUCAAGAAAGCUCCCUCCUCUGUAUCAUUUUCAUGACCUGAAAUAUGGAUUCUGCGGUGAUCCUGUCAUAAAGAUCACUGUAGGAUUAUGCAUUCACUGGUUACAUGUCUCCUGCUUUUUAAUCUGUUGGGUGUUUCUUGUGUAAAGUAAACACGAACUAUUUCCAGAAAAGAGGCAGGCCUGAUCUGCACAUAACCUGGCACCAGGUAAAAGAACCCUGAGGUGGUAGAGUGGUCUUACAACUUCAGAAUACAGAUGAGUUGAGAGGAGGUGCCAUUUCUGAAUACUGUACUCCAAUUUAUUUUUAAAAAGCCACACACAAAGGAAGGAACUGAAUGUAGCACUAGGGUGAUUGUUCCAAAAGGGCAAGCAUUGUGGCUUGCCAGAGGCAACAGUCCCCACUUUCCUCCCCCAUGAACUGUUCUAGGGGUUCUUCCACCCCUGUGCGUAGGGCUUCUGUUGAUGUGAUUCAUUCGUUGAAUCCUUCCCAAUAACUGAGCAAAAGGGGGCAACAUGUAAAAUGGAGAAAAUUCUAGGCUCCCUUUCACACAGCCAUGCUAGGUUUCUGCAUAAAUAUUGUUUUUUACACAGGGAAGCAUUCAAAAAUAUAAUUUCCCUUACCUGCAUUCUGAAGUAGUAUAAUCCAAUCUGUCAGCUCAUUCCCAUCUCAUCCUGAUUUAUGUGUAGACUAGGCCAAUAACAGUAAAUGAGAUCCUUGCCUCAGACAAAGCACCUUUGGCUGAUCUCUUUACGUACAUAGAGAUAUGUACGCACAAAAAUACAAAACAGCUAGAAGUUCUGGCUCCUCUGUUUUUCUCUCCACCAGGUUGCCCUUCUGCUUCCUUAGCCUUUUGGUUCCCACUGCUAAAAUGGGAAGAGGUGGGCAAGGCAAGAAUAUUGAUUUGUGUAGACGUGUGGGCGUGACAGCUGUGCAGAUGAGAGAAUCUUAGGAACUGAAUAGUACAGCUUUAAAAAAUAAUCAGGCCAUUACUCAGCAGCAUGUUCCAUUGAAACCUGUGGUACUUACUUCUGAGAGAAAUGAGUACAGAGUGAGGAUGCGAUAUAUCAUUCCUGCCUCAGAUUCUUCAGCUGGAAGCAAGCACCCCAUGGCCACCUUUGAGACCUGAGUGUAGCCCAAACUAUGUAAAUAUUAAGUAUUAGAGUGGUUUUGUACAGUAAAGGCAACUCCAAACUUUUUUGUUGUAUAAAAAGUGACAUCUGGCUAACAUGUUAUUUUUUAGGUAUUCUUAUCAUAUUUUUCUAUUAAGAAAAAAAAUGUCUAUUUGAGGUUGUUUUGUUUCACCUUGGAAAUUCAAAGUGAGAGCACAUUUGAAGAGCUAUUUUUCUUUUCUUUUUUAAAUGUGUGAAUAAUAACGAGCACAGAUCUUAUAUGUAAAUAAAAGUAGUAUAUUUGACUUUUGCAUAUUGGGCCAGUCCGCCCCUUCCCCUUCUUUCUUUCCCCAGUCAAGGAAUUCUCAUGCAGUGGCAAGAUUCCUUUGAUGAUAUAGAACAGAGCUGGGGAAGCUGUGAUCCUCCAGAAGUUGCUGAACCAAAGCUUCCACCAUUCUUGGCCACUCACCUUGUUGGUUAGAACUAAUAAGAGUAGGACUCCAAUAACAUUUGGAAGGCCAGAGAUUCCCCAUCCCAAUAUAGGGGUUGAGAGACUUCAUGCUAAUAAUCCCAGGUUUCUCUAAAAGGAAUAAUAUAACCAUCUAUUUUAUUGGAAGGGUACAUGAAUAUGGCAGUUUUAACAACAACAAUCCCUCUUACCUAUGUUGAUUUAAAAAUACUAUUAGAUCAGUUUUUUUCUUUCUAAUGUCAGUCUUCAGAGAUGUCUCUAUAUUGACUCAUCUGUUGAGGCAUCCCCAAACUGUGGCCCUCCAGAUGUUUUGGCCUACAACUCCCAUGAUCCCUAGCUAAGAGGACCAGUGGUCAGGGAUGGUGGGAAUUGUAGUCAAAAACAUCUGGAGUGCCAAAGUUUGGGGAUGCCUGUCCUACACGGUUCCCAACAGAACCGGCUAGUGGUUACCAGAGAAGCAGCAUGAGUUCUGGGCACUCCUGGCCACCCCCAGCAGCCCCACACUUGUAAGAUGCUACUUCCUGCUUCUACCACUGUUUCAUGUCGCCUGCUGGCAAGGGUGUCUGUGUGUCCUUGUCUGCCAUCCAGCAGAAGUGGCUAUUCUUCACUCUUUAUGGUGUAACACCUCACUGGCCCCUGAACAUUGUAGAUGAUUCUGGUGCAUGUUUUAGGAUAUGCAUUCAGCCUCAUGCAGACACUGGUGACUCCUAUUCAGUCUCACAGCUACCCUACAUAAAUAGUGGAGUGUGUAACUUAAGAGCUACAACACAUCCAACCUUUUCCUGUGGCUGCACAUUGCAGGGGAAGAUGGAGGUCUAGCUGUAUUUCAGGGAAGCUUGUCAAUUUUUGCUUACCUUCUUACUGAGGAUGCCCUGAUAACUUCCAGGGGACAUCCUUGGAGUUCCUUGGAACAUAGUUUGAAAACCACUGUCAGUUUUUUUCAGCAAUCUUCUGCUCUUUUCCUAAGUCAGUGUGUGCUAUUUUAUUUUUCAAUUCCUUGAGCUUUCCAGCUGGUUCUCCAGUGCUAAUACUAUUCUUAGGUUUCAGACUUUUCAAGAGAAUAAUAAAAUUAAAACACUACCAAAACAUUCUUCACUAAAAUGAAUCAUACACGCAUAAAGCAUACACAAUAAAUAGGCCAAUAGGUAUGCUUAAUUUCAAUUGCUUGGUCCAGUUUAAAAUCAAGCAGCGCAUAACUGCAGUGGGUUGUUGCCAAAAUCUACAAAGAGUACACAGAAGGAUGUGCUGGAAUUUAAUGUAAAGACUGUACAAGAAUCUAAGUACUAACACUGAGCCAACUGAAAAGAAAGACAGUAAAGAAGGCUGGAUGCACAUUUUAUUGAAUCAGCAGCUGUUGGUGGGUGUGUCAUGUUUUCCAACGCAAUGCAGCCCUUUAGGAUAUUCAAACUUUCAUGUUGGCCAACAAGUUGCACCAGUAAAAAAAAAACCACUGGCUUAUCAAUUUCCUUUUUUCUAUUUUUGUGUUAGUGGAAAAUUGGCAUAAGCA
This is a messenger RNA of Zootoca vivipara (common lizard), 5864 nucleotides long. It is a transcript of the gene NPR3, whose product is annotated as natriuretic peptide receptor 3. The record is from RefSeq and is a predicted model, not a curated record. Lineage: Eukaryota; Metazoa; Chordata; Lepidosauria; Squamata; Lacertidae. Gene Ontology annotation, molecular function: peptide hormone binding; natriuretic peptide receptor activity. Gene Ontology annotation, cellular component: membrane. Gene Ontology annotation, biological process: signal transduction.